UAUGGCAUCUAUCAAUUAUUUAACUUUAAGGCCUGAAUAAGCUUAUAAAAUUUAUGAUGGUACACUAACUCCAUGAAUAAAUUUAGACUACGUUAAGGAAGGAAAGAAUAAUGAUGCUUUAUUGAUCCUAUUUCGAUAUUUAUCUAGUUUUGGUUAAAGAACCAGAAAAACUACAACUUCCUAUCAAGAUUAAGGAGAUGUGAGUGUGGCAAGCAAUAUUUAGUAUCUUUAUAAAUUGAUGGUAAAAUUAAUUAAGAAUUCUUUAGCAAGCAUAUAUUGAUUUAAGAUUAUUUGUUGGAGUCAAUUAACCUGAUGAAUAAAAUUAGUUAAAGGAAGUUUUUAAGGCUUAUAGGCAAAUGACUUAACAUAAUCACUUUGAUGCUUUCGCUGAUAUUUUGAAAGAAUAUCUAGUAAAAGUAGAAAAGAUUUUUAGCGAUAAAGUUAAAUAAUAUGAUGUUGAAGAAGUAUCAAAUUUAUAGAUUUUUAUAGCUUAAGAAAUUACCAUUUGUUGGACAAUUAUCCUAUGAAGAGCCAGCUGAAGAGUUGCUCUAUCUAUCAUUCGAUCCUGAAGCAAAAUAACAGAAGGAUCAUUAAAAGUCCUGCUUAAGGCUUUUAUGGGAAACUUAUAGAACAGUGAUGGAAAAUGUUAAGUGGAAUGAGAAAUUAGAAGAUGUGUAUUUUGAAAUUUUAAAGAAGGUGAGUGAAUUUUGUUUGAAAUAUAAACGUAAGGCUGAAUUUUAAUGGUUCUGCGAUCAAACAAACAGGUUAUAUAUAUUUUUGAUAGUUUUCUAGAUUUGUGUUGGAUUUAAAUGAAAGAGAAUUAGACAUAAAACGAAAUCCUACUCAUGUAGACUUGACAAAACCAGCUACUAAUGACAAACAUGUAAAUGCCAUUUUUGAUAUUGUUAAAACAGCUAUGGCCUUAGACAUGCAAUCAGAAGCAUCCAAAACAUUAGAAACUGUUAUGGUGCUCAAGUCAAUGAGGAGAGGUAAUUUCAAAGCAUCCUAUCUAAUGCUCUAUUAUGAUUUACUUUCUUAGAUUUUUUAGAAAUCUGGGAACAGUUUAUUUUAAGCUUUUGCCUAUUAUAAUCAUUAUUUAGCAUUUAAAAAAAAGCCAGUUUAAACAUAAGAAGAAAUUAAACGUAAAAAUGUUGAAAUUAAUGAAAAAUUAUCUCAUUUAGUUUUGUCCGUAUUGGUCAUACCAUUAUUAAGUUCUGAUUUCAAUCAAAGAGAUAGAACAACUUCUUUGUUUGAAAAAGGAACAAAAAUACCAAGAAGAGAAGAUUUAUUAAAAAUUCUAGGAGAGAUGAAUGCUGUCAAAUUUGUUUAACCAAUAAUUUAAAAGGUUUAUCUCUUAUUAGAAAAUCAAUAAGAUUUAUUGACAGUAUCUGAUUAGGCCAAUCGAGUUUUUACUGAAUUGAGACAAAAUGAAAAAUAUUUAUUAUUUAUCCCUCUGCUUGAAGAAAAUCUUGUUGGAUAAGUAUUGAAAAGCAUAUCAAGAAUUUAUAGAACUAUUAAGUUAGAUCAAUUAAAAGACUUAUUGAAGUUUACUAAUUCAGAAACUAUAUUCCAAACUUUGAUAUAUUCAAAUUCAAAUAAGUUUAUCAGUUGCAAAGUUGAUUUUUAAUCAUAAAUUGUAUCUUUCAAUUCAAAUCAAAUAUCAAAUGAUUAAUAAAUAUUGCCAUCAGUAUUAUUAAAUUUGUAGCCUUCAAGAACAGUUCAAGAUCCAAUUGAACAAGCUAAAAAACAACUGGAUUCUUCCAAUCUUGUCAUUUUAACAAGAUAAUAGACUCUGAAAAAUUUGAAUAGAUUGGCAGAUCCAGAUCUUAUUAAAAAGAAAGUGGAUGAGGAUAAUUAAAAAGUUAUUUAAGAAAUGAAGGAGUAAAGAAGAUAAGAUGAGGAAAGAAAAAAAUUUGAAUAAGAGAGAAUAGCUGAGAUGGAAGCAAAGAAGGCAAAAGAAAUAGCUAUUAGAUAAAAGUUAUUGCAAGAUAUUAUCAAAUUAAAAGGAGGAAAAUAUGUCACAUUUGAAAUCAAUGGAGAAAGAAAGAAAAUUGAAUUACUAAAAGAUUACCAUUUAUUAAAUAUAGAUACAGGAAUACUAUAGGAUAUAAAAAAAAAAUUUGAGGAAGAAGCAAAGAAAGGAGCUGAUGAUAAAUAUUUGAGAACUUUUAAAAAGAACGAUUAUAUUGAAAGAGAGAGAGCCAUCAUGGAAUCCAAGAUCAUAACUAGCUGGCCUGAAGAUAAUAUUGAAGAAGCCUAAAAAAAGCAUUAAGAAUAGUAUCAAGCAAACCUAAAAUUAAAAGAAAGCUUAACUGAUGCAUUUAAAUAUCAUGAUGAAAUAAUUGCUUAGAAAAGACAAUAGAAGGAAAAGGAAUUUUAGAAAUAAGUUGAAUAAUUUAAAGUAGAAUUAACUUAGAAAUUUAAAAAGCAAAUAUAAGAUAGAGGAUUGGAAUUAUUCAAAUAGGAUGAAGAAAAGAAAUUAAGAGAGGAGGAGGAAAGAAAGAAAGAAUAAGAAGAAAAGGAAAAAAAAUUAAAAACCGUAUAGGCUGAAAAAUAAACAGCUUUUGAAAGUAAAUUUACUAGAAGUACUUUUUAAUCCCAAACCUCAUAAUCGUUAUAAUAACAGUAACCAUAAUAACCUAUCUAAUAACCACCUUAAUAAUCAGCACCAUAAACAUAAAUUGGAAGAAAUACUUUAGGAUUUAGUAACUCUAAGCCAUAAGUUGAAACAUAAUAGAACAAGCCUAUUUAGCAAUUUACAAGAAGCACUGCCUAAUCCUCACAAUAACAACAAUAAGAGCAGCCAUAAUAAUAACCACAAUAAAAUUAAUAAUAAUAGCCGUAGUAACAGUAAAGACAGAUAUAAUAAUCAACAACUCAACCAGCACAAAAAUUUUAGAGAAAAAAAUGA
Messenger RNA from Paramecium pentaurelia, 2911 nucleotides. The record is from the annotation of a GenBank genome assembly. Lineage: Eukaryota; Ciliophora; Oligohymenophorea; Peniculida; Parameciidae.